GCGGUGCCGCCGCUCAGUGUCUGUCGGGCCGGCGGCGGGAGCUGCCGGAGCCCGAGCCCAGCUCGGCUGCAGCGCGGCCCGGCCCGGCCCCUCCCGGCUGCGGGAUGGAGCUGCCGGCGGUGGGCGAGCACGUCUUCGCGGUGGAGAGCAUCGAGAAGAAGCGGAUCCGAAAGGGCAGAGUCGAGUACCUGGUGAAAUGGAGGGGAUGGUCGCCCAAAUAUAACACGUGGGAGCCGGAGGAGAACAUCCUGGACCCCCGGCUGCUCAUCGCCUUCCAGAACAGGGAGCGGCAGGAGCAGCUGAUGGGAUACCGCAAGCGGGGGCCCAAGCCAAAGCCGCUGGUCGUGCAGCUUCCCUCCUUCGCCCGCCGCUCAAACAUCCUCACGGGGCUGCAGGACCCGGCCGUGGACACCAGGCCCAAACUGGACCUCAGCUCCUCCGGCAAGAGCCAGCAGCACCAGUAUGAACUCAACAGCAAGAAGCACCACCAGUACCAGCCCAACGGCAAGGAGAGCAGCAUGAAGCAUCAGUCCCACAGCAAAGGGAAGUAUUACUACCAGCUGAACAGCAAGAAGCACCACCACUACCAGCCGGACCCCAAGAUGUACGAGCCCCAUUACCAGCCCAGCAGCAAGGAGCCACAGGGCCAGGCCUGCUUGGACAGUAACAAGACUCCCCUGGUCGCCCACCCAGACAAGUGGGCUCAUGGCCCAGCCAAAAACCUACUGGGCCCAGUCAAGAACCUCACAGCAGAGAGCAAAAAUGGGGCCGAGAAGAACCUGUCCAGUGGCACCGGACCGCCCCCCCGGGACAGGGUGACCAGCAAUGGCCUUGGGGGAAAGAUGAAGAUCGUCAAGAACAAAAACAAGAACGGGCGCAUCGUGAUCGUCAUGAGCAAGUACAUGGAGAACGGCAUGCAGGCCGUGAAGAUCAAGUCUGGGGAGCCUCCCCGGAAACGGGCUGCAGAGGAAAGGACUCCAAAGAAGGGUGGGGAGGAGAAGGUAGAGGCUUGGAGGAAGCCAGGGGAGGAGAGGGUGGUGGGCAGCAAUGCUCUGAGCAAAGCAGAGGGCGAGGCCCGGCAGCCCCCUGCGGAGCUGGACGAAAGUCCCCAAAAGACUCCCUUGGCCAAGGAGCUGCCCCUUCCUCCAGCGGAGCAGCCCUUGCAGCUCACCACCAAGCCAGACCUCGUGCCCUGGUCCUUGAGUCCUGUCUGUGAGCACAGCCCUUCCUCCAUGGGACUGAACCUCUCCAGCGCUGGCUCGCGGAAGCGCUGCCUGUCGGAGCCGCACGUGGAGCGGGAGCCGGGCAAGAAGCGCCUGACCUCCCGUAGCAUCAGUGCCCCCACCUGCCUCAGCCCCCCAGCCCCAGAGCGGCCAGAGCCACCCGCCCAGCCGGAGGUCAUCCUGCUGGAUUCGGACCUGGACGAGCCCAUAGACUUGCGCUGUGUGAAGCCGCGGGCAGAGGGUGAGGUGGCCCUGGCGCAGGUGAAGCCGGAGGUGCCGCCGCCACCGCCGGCUGAGAAACCGGCCACGGCCAUGGAGCCUCCGCAGCCCCGGGAGGCCGCGGAGGAGGAGGAGGAUGAGGCUGAGUCCCUGCAGGAGUUCAAGCCCUUCUUUGGGAAUAUAAUUAUCACAGACGUGACCGCAAACUGCCUGACCGUGACCUUCAAGGAGUACGUGACGGUGUGAGGUGGGACGGCGGCUGCUCCCCGUGGGAGCUGCCUGCCCGCCCCGGGGCCGCCGGCCCCACGACCUCCUCCAAGGUACUGGUGCCCCUUCCCCGGAGCCCGUGUGCCCCUGCCCGCGCCGCGGCGGCCAAGCCUGCCAUCUCCACCGAGGGGACGCCGGGACAGGGCCGGGCACAGUGGCCGUCCCUGCCACGUGGGGUGACCUCGCCGCUGCUCUCGCCCUGUGGUCGGGGGCUGCCCCAGGACCUGCGGGCGAUGGGACACGCCAGGAUGGGACCCGCCAGUUACUCAGAGUUAUAGUAUUAUAUUUUAACAGUGCUAACUUGUCGAGUGAUUCUUGCUCCCGUUUGUACGUGGUGUUAUUGAAAUGUAUUGUUUGAGCUGAAAGCUGGUCGCUCCCUGGCCACGCUAAUAUAUUUAUUUGUAGGUAUUUAUAUAAUGAAAUAUAAAGCCUAGAUUUAUGGAGUCCCUAGAUCACCUUAUAAACUAUAUCAAACGACUAUUUUCUGUUCUCCUUUUUAACCAUUGAGCAUUUGUUAGUCUCAGCCCCUUGCCCUCCCCACGACCCGCAGGACCAUACCCGUAUAUAUUUUUUGAUACUGUACACAUGUGGUGUUUCUAUGUGCAAAAAAAAAAAAAAAUGGUUAUCUAAAGCUAAACGAGCUAUUAUAGAAAUUGCUGCUAUUAGAAAUGUCUAAACUAUAAGCUUCCAAUUAUUAAUUGCUUGAAUGUAAAUAUUAAAUGGAGAUGUUGAAAGUGCAUUUGAUGUUCUGCAGCUAGUGUAGGUCGGAGUGCAAAGCCCAGCUGCUGCGAGCUGCCAGCGGCGCGUCCUGGUCCGAGGGCUGUGUCAUGGGGAAAGAAAUGUAUCAUGCAAUCAUGGCAAAGGACUAUAAACCUUUACAAAAACUA
Messenger RNA from Pseudopipra pipra, 2596 nucleotides. It is a transcript of the gene CBX4, whose product is annotated as chromobox 4. Gene Ontology annotation, biological process: negative regulation of transcription by RNA polymerase II; protein sumoylation. The transcript is spliced from 5 exons. Gene Ontology annotation, cellular component: PRC1 complex. Lineage: Eukaryota; Metazoa; Chordata; Aves; Passeriformes; Pipridae. The coding region runs from base 105 to 1688 and encodes 527 amino acids. The record is from RefSeq and is a predicted model, not a curated record. Gene Ontology annotation, molecular function: SUMO binding; SUMO ligase activity.